This is a messenger RNA of Gossypium arboreum, 816 nucleotides long. RefSeq names its product G-type lectin S-receptor-like serine/threonine-protein kinase CES101. NCBI's taxonomy places the organism in Eukaryota, Viridiplantae, Streptophyta, Magnoliopsida, Malvales, Malvaceae. Gene Ontology annotation, biological process: protein phosphorylation. The transcript is spliced from 5 exons. Gene Ontology annotation, molecular function: protein tyrosine kinase activity; ATP binding. The coding region runs from base 1 to 816 and encodes 271 amino acids. The record is from RefSeq and is a predicted model, not a curated record.
AUGAUCAUAGUACUGCUUUCCACUCUGUUUUAUUUGAGAAGGCGAAGGCAAAUUAGAAAGGAAGAAGAGUACCUACUUGACUUAAUGACUUCAGAAGAUGCAAGUGACGUAUCAGAACUUCAAACUGGAAACAAUGGUCGUAAUCUAAUCAUAUAUACAGCAGGUUUAAUCAUGUCUGCUAAAAAUGGCUUCUCACCAGAUAAUUUGCUUGGAAAAGGUGGCUUUGGAGGUGUUUGCCAACCGCCCCAUAAAGAUCUGAAGUUGAGUAACAUAUUGCUUGAUGAAAACAUGAACCCCAAGAUAUCAGAUUUUGGGUUGGCCAAGAUAGACAUAACGAAUGCAGCUGGAUCAAAUACGAAACAGGUUGUCGGCAGAUAUUACAUGUCUCCUGAAUAUGCAAUGGAAGGCAUAUUCUCUGAAAAAUCUGAUGAUUACAGUUUCAGAGUUAUGGUUUUGGAAGUUGUCAGUGGUCAGAAAAAUAGCAACCAUUUUGAGUUUGAUCGUCCACUUAACCUGGUUGGAUACGAACUAUGGAAACAUGGUGGAGCAUUACAAUUAAUGGAUCCGGCUUUAAGUGAUUCAUGUUUUAAACGAUACCAAGUUUUAAGAUGCAUUACAUUGAGUCUGCUAUGCGUGGAAGAUAAUCCAUUGGAUAGGACAACGAUGUCUGAUGUUAUCUCUGUGCUAAUUGGAAAGAUGCAAUUGGCAUUGCCAAAACAGCCUGCAAUAAGGAUUGUAGAAACAUAUAUAGAGAGCAAAGAGGUGGAAAUUUACUCAUUGAACGGCCUAACCAUGUCUACCAUGGAUGCAAGAUGA